UUAUAUAUAUAUCGGGUAACUCCGCGGAGCAACUAAUUUGAUUUUACUGGCGAUAUUGGGAGCUUGUCGAGCUGAUGGCUGAAACGCAGUUGCUAAAUCUUCAUGCGUAUGGGGGGACACGGAUCUUUUGAAGAAUAAAGUCUCUAAAGCGUGCUGGACUAUCUCGAGGAACUGGGAGUACUCAUUUGGAUUUUAUUAGCAUUCAAAACUUAAAAGAAAAUAGCUGCUGAAUUAUUAAAGCCAAAGGCCCUCUUUCCUCACCAUCUUGAACUAUUUCUUAAUUUCAUGUAUUCAUUUCAGUCUUGCAGUAUAUGUAAGGAAGUAUUGCUGCUUUGUAGUCGGCUCCCUUUUUUGUUUUUAUUUUUUAGAUUCACUUUUUUUUCCUUUGUAAAGAAAUGCUUUACCUGAAAAAGUACUUCACAGAGGGCCUGAUUCAGUUCACCAUUCUCCUGAGUCUCAUUGGGGUGCGGGUGGACGUUGACACCUACCUGAGCAAUCAGCUUCCCCCACUGAGAGAGAUCAUUCUGGGCCCCAGCUCAGCCUACACACAGACACAGUUUCACAACCUGCGCAACACGCUGGACGGCUAUGGCAUCCAUCCAAAGAGUGUGGACCUUGAUCAUUUCUUUACCACGCGCCGGCUACUGAACCAGGUGCGCCAACUGGAUCGCCUCUCUGUGCCCAGUACUGAGCUUAACACCUGGCUGGUGCAUCGCGACCCAGAGACUGUGGUGUCCGCUGCUAGCCAAUCCAGCCCUAGCAUCACCCUGGACAAUGGGGCCAGCCUAGAGGACGUUAACAACCCUGACGCUUCCCCGGCCAUGAGGGGAGGAGGUGGAGCACCUGAAUCCACCUACAACCUGAAUGCAGCGGACAGCAGCCUGGGAGCUGUGGCACCCGGGGGUAUCCAAGAGCAGGGCAGGGAUGGCAACGAUGACCUCAGCAAAGAGGACAUUGAUUUGAUUGAUAUCCUGUGGCGACAGGACAUUGACCUUGGUGCGGGAAGAGAAGUAUUUAACUACAGCAAUCGUCAGAAGGAGAAUGAAGAGGAGAAGCCCAGCCCACAGGAAAACAAGGAAGUGACCGAAGCACAAGAGAGCUGGAGAAAUGGAGUAAACUUACAAGGAGCUCAGCCAGUGGAUGGGGAGACUGGAGAGAGCAUUCCAGAGCAGCUAACAGGCAUUGGGUCACAAACUUCACUGUCUCUACAAGAAUGUCUGAGACUGUUGGAGGCCACCUUCCCUUUUGGAGAAGAGUCUGAGUUUCCAGCCCCAGUUGUCACCCCAGAGAUAGGGGACUCCAAUGAAGAAGCACCCUCUACAUCUCAGGGUCUCCCUCUGGUACCAUCACUGCCCCAGGCAGAGCCACAGUUGGACUUGGAGCAGCAGUGGCAAGACAUCAUGGCUAUCAUGGAGCUACAGGCAAUGGAAGUAAACAGUACUUCGUUAAACAGCAGCUCCACCAGUGUCAGCAGCAGUAGUGGGACACCUGACUCAAACACAGUAGGAAGUUUUGGACUUUCCUCCCGUUCAACACUAAUAAACCAGGAUGUCAGCCUUCACCAGGCCUCUCUUCCCAGCUGCAGCCAAGACUUUCCCCCUCUUUUCAAUUCCCAGCUGGAUCCCACUAGCAGCACACCAAGGCCCACCACACUCAGACUCUCCUCCAGCAACUCCUCCAACAUCAACUCUACAUUUGGGGCUACUAACCUGACUGGACUCUUCCUUCCGCCACUUAUGAACAGCACUAACAACAUCACAUCCACCCCUAUACUGCCUGAUCCAUUCAGCACCUUGCUGGAAGAGUCCAUGCUAGAUGAGAUCAGUCUGCUGGACCUUGCCAUGGAAGAGGGCUUUAGCCAGGCCCAGGCUUCCCAGUUGGAGGACGAACUUGACUCAGACUCAGGUCUCUCCCUGGACUCCAGCCACAGCCCAGCCUCCCCUAGCAGCUCUGAGACCUCCUGCUCCUCUGCAGCCUCCUCCUCAUCCACCUCUGCAACUUUCUCCGAGGAGGGAGCUGUGGGAUACAGCACUGAUUCUGAGGCAGCCACCGUGGAGACGGAGGAAGGUGCUGUUGGCGGCUACCAACCUGGAUAUAGCAAGCUCUGCCGCAUGAGCUAUCAGGACCCCUCCCAGUUUCACAGCCUCCCACAGCUUGACAACAUCAGCCACAAUCACACAUAUAAUCUGCCCCUUUCCUCUGCAUUCUCGGAACGUCCAGAGCUCCCGAUUUCAACUAGCAAGAAAACUGUCCGUGACAAACAGAACUCUAAGCUCCAGCCCCCUCAGGACUUACUUGACAAGCAGUCUAGUCGUGAUGAACGCCGAGCCCGGGCAAUGAAAAUCCCCUUCUCCAAUGAUAAGAUAAUCAACCUGCCCGUGGAAGAGUUCAAUGAACUCCUAGCCAAACACCACCUGAGUGAAGCGCAACUAGCCCUCAUCCGUGACAUCCGCAGACGGGGCAAAAACAAGAUGGCAGCCCAGAACUGCCGCAAGCGCAAGUUGGAUACCAUCCUCAACCUUGAACAGGGAGUCCAUGACCUCAGACGCGACAAGGCCCGCCUGUUGAAGGAGAAGAUGGAGUUCAUUCGUUCCAUCCGGCAGAUGAAGCAGAAAAUGCAAAGUCUCUACCAAGAGGUGUUCACCCAGCUGCGAGAUGAGGAGGGCCGACCCUACCCUCCCAAUGAAUACUCUCUCCAGUACAGUGCUGAUGGAAGCGUGCUGAUAAUGCCACGUGGUGUGACAACUGCUGAGCAGAACCGGAAGCCUGAGAAAAAACAAAAAGACAAAAAGAAGUGAGGGGUGGGAGCUGCUGUUGAUUCUUUGACUUUGCUAAAUCAAUAGGAAAGAUUUCUGCAGACGCAAGAGAGAUGUCCUUUUUUUUCUUUGAGAAAAUUCUGAUGAGAAGAAAAACAGCAUUGUCGGCUACUCUUCCUGCGUUAGUUUUUCCCCUUUCUUUUUGUUCCUGCGUUUUGGGUUUUUUUUUCCAGGAAGUAACUUUGAAGCAGAGGAUCUUCAUUUGAAUACUGAUUUCAUUGUUUUGGAGGGGGAAAAGGAAUAAACAAGGGAAAAAAGGGGCACGAAAGGACUUACAAUGGGCAAUUCGUGAAAAAAAAUCUGCUCUAGAUCUUUUGGCACCAAACCACUGAAGAGGGAAGAAUAGUUGUCAUUUAUGUCAAGUUGAAUGAAGGAGCUAGCAUCAAGAGAAGUGGAUGUUAAAAAAAGAACAUUGUCAACAUGGAUGGUUGCAUACCUAUGCAUUGGUGGUAAGGUUUUUCAAGGACCACUAGAUCAGAUCUCACCUUGGAUACUUUGGUGAUUUUCAGUGUCACCAGGGUUUGUAAGUUCCAAAUGUUCAGGCAAAGACCGGCGUCGGAAGGCUUUGAGAGAUUUGAUACCAAAGGCCACAGGAAGUUCAUUGUUUAAGGAUGCCAUAAUCACCAGUACUAACCAAAGGUUGUAUGGUGCACUUCACUUGCUCUGUAUACAACACAGUAAAUGAUCCAGCACUGCACUCUGAUGCAAUGGGUUUGAAUUGCAAGUUAAAUUUUUUUUUUUUGACUUGAAUACCAUCAUUGACUUCCACGUUUUGAGGGCCCUGAAGAGAUUGAAUUUGACUUGAAUUAGAGUGGGUGAGGCUUGGGAGUGUAUUCCUGGGCUGGCCGAUGAUGAGAGGUCUAGAGGUGGAAAUCUGUGAGGGGAGCAGAUGGACGUUUUAAGGAGGAGGCACACUGCAUUGGGAAAUGUAUUAGCUUCCGUAUACUUAUACAUAGCACUGUAAUUUGUCCCUCAAAGGCUUGGCUAUAUGCAUUUUGCUGUGUCUCUUGCUGUUCCUCCGCUGCAGGUUUGAAGGUGGGAGCUGCAAAUGACAAGGCUCUAUCAAAAAAAAAAAAGAUCAUAAUCUGUAGUAUAAGCAGGGUUAUAGGUCUAGCUAUGUCAGCUUUAUGUAAAGUUCACAUCCCCUUUAUUGACUUGAAGAGUUUGUGUCCGGCCUGUAAUCACGAUUUAGAAAUGCAAGUGGCCAGAGGACUUCAGAGUACUGAUCAAUGGACUAGCAGUAAUGGACUGUACUGAACGCAUACUGCAAACUCCUUAUUGUCAUAAUUGUAAGCAAUGUGGUUUCUGGUUUGCUUUCUUGAAUGGUGACUGAGUUUCAAGUAUUAACUUCAAAUGAGCUCAGUUGGGGGCAGUGGUUAAGUGUUAGUCCGUUGGAGUAACUAAUUUGCCAAUGUUGUCAUUAUGUCAAUAACAACUCGAGGUGGGUAGACUUUUCUUUUUUUUUUUAAUUUUACUGCGGAAAAGCCAAGCUGUCGGGUAAAGUACUUUACGCCGAAGGUUUUGUGUUGACGGUGAGCCAAGUAAAUAUUCCGAGUGACAUAACGGCAGAAUGUGUGAACACGUUGGUUUGAAUGCAUUUAAUGCAUUUACUUUCCAAGCUCAAAUCUUUAUGAAGAUUUUGAGAACUUAAGAAAACCGUUCUCAAAAUAGAAGUGCUAUUACUUGUGUCUUUUUGAAUGAAGUCUGUCAGUACAUGUGUAGUGUUACCUGAUUGAAAUAAUUAAGGCCAAUUUCACAGCUCGGAUAGCUGUUAGAUUAGAGUUAAAUAGUCACGAGGGGCAGAAAAGAACUUGCAAUUUUUAAAAGAUAAAGUCUCCCAGGAUGAAUUUUGAAAGGAGACGUUACUGUUAAAGUUGUUCAUUAAACAUGGUAUUCAGGCAUGGUUCUCAGUUAUACUGGUAACAUUCACUUCAAUGCACCUAUUGAGUUACAAUUUUAGUGCACUGCUUUUGUACGUCUUGUUUGUUCUGUAAAUAUUUUCAUGUUUUGUGUUGGUCACUUUUUCUGUAGUCUGUCAUGUCUGUACGUCUCCAUAACCUUCUCACCCUCAGCUUUGGGUUUGGAUGUAGUUUUCUCUCGUUUCAUUUCGAAAUAUUUUGCUGGCAAUCUGGAAUUGUUUUUGAUUAUUAAUAAAGGUGUUUUUAUUUUCAACUGUGAGUCUGUGCUUUGGCGUCAUUAAUAAAUGGGCACGGUUAAAGUGUAAAGAACCCAAAACAAGUGAUCCUGUUCUUUCAUUCACAAGCGCGCUCUCUCUCUCUCUUACACACACACACACACACACGAGACAGCACAUUAA
Molecule: messenger RNA, 5133 nt
Organism: Lampris incognitus (smalleye Pacific opah)
Lineage: Eukaryota; Metazoa; Chordata; Actinopteri; Lampriformes; Lampridae
Gene: nfe2l1b
Product: nfe2 like bZIP transcription factor 1b
Exons: 6
Coding region: 396-2798 (800 amino acids)
Biological process (GO): regulation of transcription by RNA polymerase II
Cellular component (GO): nucleus
Molecular function (GO): DNA-binding transcription factor activity, RNA polymerase II-specific; RNA polymerase II cis-regulatory region sequence-specific DNA binding
Source: RefSeq, a predicted model, not a curated record